Molecule: messenger RNA, 1238 nt
Organism: Hyposmocoma kahamanoa
Lineage: Eukaryota; Metazoa; Arthropoda; Insecta; Lepidoptera; Cosmopterigidae
Exons: 3
Coding region: 1-357 (118 amino acids)
Source: RefSeq, a predicted model, not a curated record
AUGAAUAAUAUUUUCAUGGAUAUUUCCGUAUUUGGAUUUGCAUCUUUAUUCCUUUCUCUGCAGCUAUUGAUAAAUUUCGUAAGUUCACAAACAGGCCAAGACGCAAAUGAAACCGUCACGACCAACACGACGCCGGAAGUAAACAAGCGCAUAAUUGUGGAACAAGGGGUCUUAGAGGGUACAAUAUUUGGCACUAAUCUCUACGAUAUUGUCAAAGAAACAUUUGAUGUGAAACCGGACAGCAAUGGCAAUGGUGCGACGACGGCGAUGGUGGACGAUAUUACCGCUGAUGUGUCAGUCGGUGGCAAUGAGGGCGAAACUACCUCGGAGGGCACUACCACUACCGAAAAUACUUGAAGUUUAAGCAAACUAGUCAGCUGUGUUAGGGCCCGGUGGUAAAAGGUAACUCGAGGGAAUCUUUUACGUUAUGAUUGACCGUAUACAUUAGUUCAAUAAAAUGAAAAUAAAUAAAUAAAUUCAUUUCAACAUUUUGGGUGGCCAUUACAGAUGGUUUGAUCUCCCUCCUCCUGAUUGACCCGCUUUAUGUACAUACACGGCCUUCGACAAAUAUUGAUUUUAUCAAAAAUUGCAUAGAAACGAGUUAGGUGAGUAAAUGCUAUGAUAGAGCCGGCUGAUUUCUGCAGUUCAUCAAGUCCUGUCGGAGUGGUUGGAUCAAAUCAAAUCAUGAAUACGGCAUAGUGACGUUCCGCAUGACACAGGUGUUCUCGAGGCAUAAUUGCUUCGGGAUGUAGGUACCUGUGGCGAAUCCCCGGUUAGGAGUCUACAUCAGUGUGUCACCAAUGUUGCAACUGACUCGAAGAGACGGCCCGACACACGGUGGCUGAUGGGAAAAUAAUAUCUCUUUCCAGAAUGCAAGCCGCGGAUUUGUUGUCCAGUCGAACCGCUGCUAUAUCGUUAUUAAAAUUUAUAUUGAUAUUAUCGAUAAAUUGAAUCAGACCUUUUAAAUAACAAAUCCUUUUAGCAGUUAAAAUAAAUAAAAUAAAACAAUCAAACCAAGAAUAAAAUAUCACAAUUUAUUAUUGUUUACUUCGUAAAAAACUUCAAGAAACGAUAGGAUCCUAUUCGGAAUUGUUUGCUUGACUGUACAUGAUAAAUCAGCGUUUUAAUGAUGCCAAACUGUGAGAACAUUUUCGCACAGAAAAGGCUGUUUUAGAAAUCUAUGAAACUUAGGAGCGACCAAGAUCCUUUCGUGUACAUUGAUGUUUAUGUGCGUUAUU